CCGGCGUUCCGCUGCCUCUCUCCCACACCCCCGGGUGCGAUGAGAGGCUUCGGGGACCGGGGUCGCGACCGAGACCGCGGCGGGUUUGGAGCAAGUCGUGGUGGUCCUCUUCCUCCAAAGAAAUUUGGUAACCCAGGGGAACGUUUGCGAAAGAAAAAAUGGGAUUUAAGUGAAUUGCCCAAAUUUGAGAAGAAUUUCUAUGUGGAACAUCCGGAAGUGGCCAGGCUUACUCCAUAUGAAGUUGAAGAAUUACGAAGAAAGAAAGAGAUAACAAUUCGAGGAAUGGAGGGUUGCCCCAAGCCUGUGUUUGCUUUCCACCAGUGCAGCUUUCCGCAGUAUGUGAUGGAUGCCUUGAUGGACCAGAACUUCACAGAACCCACUCCAAUUCAGUGCCAGGGCUUUCCACUAGCUCUCAGUGGUCGUGAUAUGGUGGGCAUUGCGCAGACUGGCUCUGGGAAGACUCUAGCAUACCUGUUACCAGCAAUUGUUCACAUCAACCACCAGCCAUAUUUGGAGAGAGGGGAUGGCCCAAUUUGUCUCGUCCUGGCACCUACUAGAGAGUUGGCUCAGCAAGUGCAGCAGGUGGCGGAUGACUAUGGAAAGUGUUCAAGACUGAAGAGCACCUGCAUUUAUGGAGGAGCACCCAAAGGUCCCCAAAUCAGAGAUCUUGAAAGAGGUGUGGAGAUCUGCAUUGCUACACCAGGUCGCUUGAUUGACUUCCUUGAGGCAGGAAAGACCAACCUCCGUCGGUGUACAUACCUGGUGCUGGAUGAAGCAGACAGGAUGUUGGACAUGGGAUUUGAACCCCAAAUCCGUAAAAUAGUUGACCAGAUCAGGCCUGACAGACAAACUCUGAUGUGGAGUGCCACAUGGCCAAAGGAAGUGCGCCAGCUUGCUGAAGACUUCCUGCAGGACUAUGUUCAGAUUAACGUGGGGAACUUGGAGCUGAGUGCCAACCACAAUAUCCUGCAAAUAGUGGAUGUAUGCAUGGAAAGUGAGAAAGACCAUAAACUUAUACAACUGAUGGAAGAAAUCAUGGCAGAAAAGGAAAACAAGACCAUCAUCUUUGUGGAGACAAAGAGGCGAUGUGAUGAUCUCACUCGAAGGAUGCGCAGAGAUGGUUGGCCAGCUAUGUGUAUCCAUGGAGACAAGAGUCAGCCAGAGAGAGAUUGGGUGCUUAAUGAAUUUCGUUCUGGAAAGGCUCCUAUCCUCAUUGCUACCGACGUUGCAUCUCGUGGGCUAGACGUGGAAGAUGUUAAAUUUGUGAUAAACUACGACUAUCCGAACAGCUCUGAAGAUUACGUGCACCGUAUUGGCCGUACCGCGCGCAGUACCAACAAAGGUACUGCCUACACCUUCUUCACACCAGGAAACCUGAAACAAGCCAGGGAGCUUAUCAAAGUGUUGGAGGAAGCCAAUCAAGCCAUCAAUCCAAAGCUGAUGCAGCUUGUCGACCACAGAGGAGGCGGAGGUGGUGGUGGAGGAGGCCGUUCUCGUUACCGAACAAGCAGUUCAGUAAACAACCCUAACCUGAUGUACCAGGAGGAGUGUGACAGGAGGCUCCGGGGAGUGAAAGAGGGCCGGAGAGACUCAGGUGGCUUCAGAGACCGUGAGCGUGGUGACAGUUUUGCCAACGGAGCCAACAAGACCUAUGGCAGUGCCUACGGGAGCCCAAAUUCUGCUUUUGGGGCAGCACAGAGCCAGUAUGGUUACACUCAAGGGAGCUAUGGAGCAGCUGCCUAUGGCACGAGUGGCUAUGGCACUGCAGAGUACAGUGCUAGUGGCUAUGGUGCCAGCACCACAGCUGCCACCGCUGGGAGAACCUCACAGAGCGCUACCCAACAGCAGUAUGCAGGGAUGGUUGGGCGCUCAGGCCAGCAGCCACAGCCGCUCAUGUCACAACAGUUUCCGCAGCCCCCUGCCGCUAAUGUGAUGGGCUACAUGGGACAGACUGCCACCUACCAGUACCCACCCCCUCCCCCGCCCCCUCCCCCCACACGCAAAUGAGACCACAUCCACUGGUGACCAGUGUAGACUUGCAUUUAAAGGAACCUUUUAUUUCUCUUCUUUCCCAUUGUGGUGUCUCAUGCAGAUUAGACUUAGAAUUCACCAUUUAAAUCCCUCAAGCCUAUAAAAUGGCCCCUAGUCCACUUCACUGACCCUAUUUUCUUCUUUCUUUUUUUUUAAGAGAUAUAUAUAGUUGACUGGAAUUUUUUCUUUUUUUUUUUGUCUUGCAUGUUGAGGAAAUUGGAAAUCUUAAUUUCUCUAAACAAAAAGGGUAUAAGGCAGAUAGGUCCCAGCUUGAUCAUCUUGGUGUCUAAGGUUUGGGUGAAUAUUUGCUUUUGAGAAGAGGAACUUUCUGUUCUGUAACAUGUUAACUUAAUUUCAGGAAGUAUCAAGUGGGAGGCCUUGGGGAGCCAAAAAAACACUUCAUUUAAAGUGAUAAAUGCAAGGGAGCAAAGCUCACAUCUCCAAAUCUUAAUUGGUUUUGGUUUUGUUUUUUCAGUAGCUCACUAUUAUUGUAAUCUAUUGUAGGUGACUUUCUAUAGGAAAACUCUGCUUAUUGGCCUGGGCUGGGUGGUGUCCAGAGUAAACACCCAAAGUACAUUUUGCAGUUCCAUCCUCAGGUACCCAUAGCAGCCUGCAAUAAGGAGGUUGGGAUUAAAACCCCAGUGUUGAGACCAAACCUGCCUUGGACUCCAUACCUGAAAACCAGAUAGCCAGUGUAGGUACCACUGCUGUGAUGUUCGGCCAAAUCAGUUCUCCUCCAGUUGUUACAUUGCAGCAUCUCAGACACGUGGAGCCCGGUUGUACUUAAAUUAGUUUCUGCUCUCAAAUUGUGUUUAUUGAGAGAGGUCUGAUUUGAGAGCCCAGAAACUAAACAGAACUGAGAUGAUGAAUGGCAGAUCUCAUUUGUCUGCCCUUCAUGAACAAACUACCUUUUGCUGUGGGGAAUGUUCCGAAUGCCACUACGCCGAAUAAAAUGUGACAGAGUUUUCCACACUUCAAUUUAAGAGGUUUGUUUAGGGUGGGUGGGGGGGAGGGCACAUGGAGGAAGGGAAGAGAAGGAGAUUACCUGGAAUCUCCUUUUCAUGAGGUAAGGUGAGCUGGUUAGUGUAUCUUGAUUCUGAACCUUUCUUUCUUUUGUGCUUUGACUAUUGCUUUUCCUGGCUUUUUGAGUGCAUUUCCCUGCUCCAUUGGUCUCUUUGAGCAGAGCUCUCGCAGGUAGGUAGCAUUUUAGAAAAAUGUUAGAGAAGAGUGAAAUUUUAGUAAAUACAUAAAUAAAACUUGUUUAUUUUACAGGCUGAGGUGGGGGCUUGGGGGAGUUCCCCUUUAGUAAUGCAUGUUGUUGACUCGUUAUUUCUAAUACCAGACGGUUCAGAGACAGUAGAUGAUAACAGGAGUUGGCUGUUCUUGAUCUGAUACUGUGCCAAAGGACUGGAUACAUCACCUGGUUUGUGAGAUUUCAUCUUUACAUUAUGAGAGUGCAGGGUUUGGGUUGUUGUUUUUUUUGGUGGUUGUUUUUUUUUUCCAGUUGGUGGUGUUGCAUAUGGAUGAACAAGGCAGUUCACUCUCCUCUAGUAGAGUGGAACGUCUUACAGCCCACAGAAAGAGCUUGCUUAUACAGAAAUUACUUGGUAUAAAAUGUAAUUUCUUCCCAGAGUAAAAUUUUGGGGGAUGAAUGUGGGUUUUGGGUUUUUUUUUGUUUGGUUUAGGAUUGUUUGGUUUUUUGUUCUUUUUUUUCUUUUUUUCAACGCUAUACACAGGUAAAGUUUGCUGGCACAGAGGCCACAGGGAGACAUCUUCCAGAACCUUGGUUCCCUCAUCCAAUCUUGUAAUUCUAGUGCUUGGGCAGGAAGUUCUCUUGCCUAUGUUAAAUGAAAGCCAGACACAUUUAGUUUGUCCAGACACUGACUGACUUGUCUUUGGCCUCCCUCACAAGCCAAUGUAAAGUUUGUUUGUUUUCUUUUUUCUUGAAAGAGUAAAUCAGAUUUGCAAGUUAACACAGAAAUGUGUAUGAGGGGUGUAGGAGUAGAAUGUCCCACUGACUGGCUUUUAAAAGGGUCUCUGGACCACUCAAACUGCCUUAUAGUCUGCUAUAGCUUUCACUUCCUUUAAGGGACACACAGCACAACUUGUGCACGUGUAAAUGUUUAUGCCAAGUCUUGCAGUGCUUUAUUGCUAUUGAGGUUGAAGUCAGCUGAAGUCCAAGGUCUCAGUUCAGAGUGGUAACCAGACUGUUGAAUGCAUAAAUGCACCAUGGCAUGUGCUGCCCCUGUCGCACCGGGUGCUUGCUACUCUGUCUAUCCACCAGCUGCUGGACCCUUGUGGAUAAAGCAUUAGCACGUUGUGGUGUUUGCACUGUUUUCAGUCUGUACAAGUUUUGUGGGAGUGUCAGACGAGUUGGGUGUCUCCUCCCCUCCCACUUGCUGAAGCAAUUUACCAUUUGGAUUUCUCUGAACAACGGAAGGGUUAGUGGCUUUGUGUGGGAUCAGCAUCUUGUUUCACACACCUGCUGGUCUCUGAGCACAUUCCUGUUGUAUUAACAAAGACUUGAAUUGAGAGAUGCAUAGAUCUGUGGUGUUCAGACACAGGAUACUAAGAGCUAUGUUACUAUUCUUAGUUUGUAAAUUGUCCUUUUGAUACCAUCUUGUUUUCUUUUGUAGGUAUAAAUAAAAACACCGUUGUCAAUAAA
Messenger RNA from Pogoniulus pusillus (Red-fronted tinkerbird), 4696 nucleotides. RefSeq names its product DEAD-box helicase 17 (gene DDX17). Gene Ontology annotation, biological process: alternative mRNA splicing, via spliceosome. Gene Ontology annotation, molecular function: RNA helicase activity; ribonucleoprotein complex binding; mRNA 3'-UTR binding. Lineage: Eukaryota; Metazoa; Chordata; Aves; Piciformes; Lybiidae. The record is from RefSeq and is a predicted model, not a curated record. The transcript is spliced from 13 exons. Bases 40 to 2007 code for a protein of 655 amino acids. Gene Ontology annotation, cellular component: cytoplasm; ribonucleoprotein complex; nucleus.